Molecule: messenger RNA, 1606 nt
Organism: Astrephomene gubernaculifera
Lineage: Eukaryota; Viridiplantae; Chlorophyta; Chlorophyceae; Chlamydomonadales; Astrephomenaceae
Source: the annotation of a GenBank genome assembly
GUUUUGCACUCUAGGUCUUGACCUAUCAAGAACUCUCAUGCCAACAUGCACACAACAGUACGAAACCCGCUUACCGGUAUUCACGUACCAGUAACUGACGACGGUGCUUCAGGCGACAUGUCGUCAUCUACCGGUACACCCCACGGCCUCGAUCAACAGGCGCCGUGCUCUCUCCGUUACCUGCGCGGAGGAGAACAGCGGCGCAAGAGCAAGGGAGCGCAAAGGGCCGUCACCGACUGCGGCGUGCAGGGUAUCAUAGCACUCUCCCUCUCUUUGCAUCCAAAGGACGACGAGGCAAGUGCACUAACCACCUCCAACGGCGUGUCAACCAGUGCCCCGGCGUGUCCCCCACACUUCCGCGGCCCCACGCAGCAGCAUGGAGGCCUUGCCGUACAGCAGCUCGUCCGUUUCUUCCUCUUUGCCCACCCACCUGACGCGGCCAGGGGUGCUGCCGCCUCUGCGCUCGCCACCUGCUCCGCUCCCGGCGGAAAGCCGUAGCUGCCCAGCACCCCUGCAGCAGGAGGGGAUACAGGGGGAAGGAAGGACAACCGUGUGUGUGGAAUGGUAUUGGAAAGAGGAGUAAAAGGGGAAGGGGAGCCAGCAGGUAUGGGCGUAUGGCAUCAGGGGGGGCGGGAAAGCAGUAGCCGGCUGCAGUGGGCUCGCAACGGCAGCUGCAGUUGCAGCCCUAGGAAACCGCCCACUGCAACCGCCAAGCAACGAACCUGCCUCUAGGGCGCCAUGAGCCAUACAGCCCACUGUCUAUGCACGCAACCCCAACUCCCCAAGCCCACGCGCCCCCAUCCAUCCCGCACGAACGCAUGCGCGGCGCACCUGCUCCCCCCGGCGCGCGGCUGCGCAGCUGCUGCGGCAGCUCCUCCACCGGAUGCAUGGCGCUCAGCAUCUGACUGGGGGGAGCACCUGCACCGCCCGCAUCGGCGCUGGCGGGGUCCAUGUCGGAGGGGCCGGAGGAGGAGGCCUCGAAGGGCGCGUAGCUGCCCAUCACGCCGGCGCCGCCGCUGGUGCGGACUCACAAGGAACAAUUUAUAUUCCAGUACAACCGAGACCGAGAUGCCGCUGGCAUUUCAUUGGAACUGGCUGCUUUGCGGUGGAGCGUGCUACGUUUCAAAGGUAUGGACUGGUGCGAACGAUACCUACUCUUGCCAUGGCGAAAAGCGCCCAUAGGCGCAGAGCUGACUUUGCUGUUUAUCCUCCUGUUCCGGCACCCUACACAGACUCCUGAUAUUGAUGAAAUAGGUCUACCUCUGAGGCGAGCGGCCAACGCUAUUCGCCGUCACGAGCGACGAAGCUCCUCACCUGGAUCUGACUGGGGCGGGGAUGACGACUUCCCCUGACACGGCUGUCGGGGUCUGGGUUGCUUCUAUGACAGACAUGGGAAGCCUUGAGUAACGGCGCAGAGCAGAAAGGUGCAUUACGCGGGGUGCUGGGAAUGGUGGAAGAUAGAUGGGAUUUGCGGAGGGUGUGGCUGCGGGGGAGGUAUGCAGGUGGUACGUGAAGUCCAGGUAGGAGUUGUAUUGUACAGCUUAACCCAGGUAUUAGGCCUUCUGCGGAGGGUGUAUGAUUUAGCUCGUCGCAUUGCUCACGCUGG